AUGGUAGCUGUCCGAGGAGCUCAGUUGGAGGAAACCCUAAGAAAGGCCGCAGUAGCGACAGACUUGAUGGUUAGCAGGAUCAGACUACUGGGACUCAAGGUGGCUCUGCCCAAAACGGAGGCUAUCGUCUUCCAGAAAAGAGGCUGGAGAGUUCCAGCUGGGACAACCAUUCCUGUAAGCGGCGAGAUGGUUCAAGUAAUGCCCCAUAUCAAAUAUCUGGGCAUUGUCUUGGACAAAAAUUUGAAUUUUGAGGAGCACUUCCUCCAAUUGGCUCCGAGAAUUGUAGGUGCUGCCUCUGCACUAGGCCGACUGUUGCCUAACAUAGGGGGCCAGGCGCUCCGUGCCGCCGCCUGUAUGCCGGCGUGGCUCGCAGUAUGGCGAUGUAUGGUGCUCCGGUGUGGGCGCAUCGCUUGA
Molecule: messenger RNA, 414 nt
Organism: Leguminivora glycinivorella
Lineage: Eukaryota; Metazoa; Arthropoda; Insecta; Lepidoptera; Tortricidae
Exons: 1
Coding region: 1-414 (137 amino acids)
Source: RefSeq, a predicted model, not a curated record